This is a messenger RNA of Trichomonas vaginalis G3, 399 nucleotides long. RefSeq lists its product as uncharacterized. The record is from RefSeq and is a predicted model, not a curated record. The transcript has a single exon. Lineage: Eukaryota; Parabasalia; Trichomonadida; Trichomonadidae. Bases 1 to 399 code for a protein of 132 amino acids.
AUGGAAAACAAGCUUGAAGCAAAAGACAAAAGCAUUCAGAAAAGAAUACCACGUUCGGUACCAAAAGGAAAGGAAAAGAACUAUAAGUAUAUGAUUUAUACUGAAGAGAUGGAAAAUGAAGAAGAUAAAGAUAUGGUUAUGUUGCAUUUAGUCAGAAGAAACAACAAAAGCUUUUACGACCUUGCUAAGAUUUACAAAUCUGACAGAAAUUGGUUCUAUCGCGAAAACUUACCGAUUUCAAUGACACCGAAUGAAGAUGUGAAACAAAUAGUUCAAGAUACGUUACCUCAAACACACUAUGAUAUGAAAGGUUGUACAAUUCUUACCUUCAAAGAAGAUUUGCCAUUGUUAAAGGAAAAAAUAACAGAGUAUUUUGACAACUUCAAACAAGUAGAGUAA